GAGAGAGAAUGUAUUAAAACCGAGGAUGGAACAACUUACUUCUCCAGUAUUUCGCUCACCUGACACCUGAAUCACGACGACACUUUAUGCGACGCUAAGGUGCUCCACAUCGUUUUUCCUUCGUGGACGGAAUUUGAGAUUCUUUGAACAUACAGUCGCCAGGAGGUUCAAAGGCUCGGCAACAGAGAUGUCUAAGAAGGUACUAGUGACUGGUGGAGGCGGCUACAUUGGCAGCCACUGUGUGGUGGAGCUCAUUGAAGCAGGUUAUUGUCCGGUCGUGAUUGACAACUUCAGCAAUGCUGUCCGAGGAGUUGGUGAUGUCCCAGAAAGUCUGAGGAGAAUUGAGGAGUUUAUGGACACAAAUAUUGAGUUCCAUGAGAUGGAUUUACUUGACAAGCCCGGACUGGAAAGGAUAUUUAAAAAGCACAAAUUCAGUGCAGUAAUGCACUUUGCCGGGCUGAAAGCAGUGGGUGAGUCUGUUGACCAGCCCUUGCGGUACUACCGGGUCAACCUGACCGGAAGCAUCAACCUAUUGGAGGUUAUGCAGGCUCAUGGAGUGCACAAUGUGGUCUUCAGCAGCUCUGCAACGGUGUACGGGGACCCCCAGAGGCUCCCCAUUGAUGAGGCCCACCCUGUCGGAGGCUGCACCAACCCCUAUGGCAAGACCAAGUACUUCAUCGAGGAAAUGAUCAAGGACCACUGUCUGGCAGAGAAGGACUGGAAUGCUGUGUUGCUGAGAUACUUCAACCCAAUUGGUGCUCAUAUCUCUGGACAAAUCGGUGAAGACCCACAGGGCAUCCCCAACAACCUGUUACCAUACGUUGCCCAGGUGGCUGUAGGUAGAAGGAAACACCUGAACGUGUUUGGAAAUGACUAUGAUACCAUUGAUGGAACAGGUGUGAGGGACUACAUCCAUGUCGUAGACUUGGCAAAGGGACACAUAGCAGCACUCAGGAAAGUGGAGGAAAACUGUGGAUGUAAGGUGUAUAACCUGGGCACAGGUACUGGCUACUCUGUGCUGCAGAUGGUGAAAGCCAUGGAGAAGGCCUCAGGGAGACAGAUCUCGUACAAGAUCGCCCCUCGUAGGAAUGGAGAUGUGGCAUCCUGCUAUGCGGACCCCCAGCUGGCAGAGAGGGAGCUGGGCUGGAAGGCUCAGUUUGGACUGGAGAGGAUGUGUGAGGAUCUUUGGCGCUGGCAAUCCAACAAUCCCUCCGGCUUCAGCAACGGCACAGCCGAAUGAAGCAGACUGCACAAUCAUGGAGACGAAUGAAGAAUCACAGGGCCAAAGUAGACCAAUGACCUCCUCAUGUUUACAGCAUAUCAAUGACCUGCUUCUAAUGAAAUGGACACCUCAAGAAAAAAUAACUACAAUUAUUUUAUUACCUUUCAUGUAUUUUGUUUUUAUUUUUCUUUCUCGUCUGCUUUAUGUACAGAAAUUAAACAUUUCUGUAGCAAUAUUUGUAAAGAACCUACUUUCUUCUUUGUUCUUUGUUUUUCAUACACUUGUUUUAUACUGUCCUGUCUUAAUUUAGACCAAUACCUGUCCUUGUCAGAUUAAAGAUAUUAACUUAAUGAUUUUAUCAAA
Molecule: messenger RNA, 1585 nt
Organism: Engraulis encrasicolus (European anchovy)
Lineage: Eukaryota; Metazoa; Chordata; Actinopteri; Clupeiformes; Engraulidae
Gene: gale
Product: UDP-galactose-4-epimerase
Exons: 11
Coding region: 188-1240 (350 amino acids)
Biological process (GO): beta-D-galactose catabolic process via UDP-galactose, Leloir pathway
Cellular component (GO): cytosol
Molecular function (GO): UDP-glucose 4-epimerase activity
Source: RefSeq, a predicted model, not a curated record